This is a messenger RNA of Peronospora matthiolae, 1887 nucleotides long. Lineage: Eukaryota; Oomycota; Peronosporomycetes; Peronosporales; Peronosporaceae. The record is from the annotation of a GenBank genome assembly.
AUGGCGACCAGGAAUAACACGCGGCUAUUGAAGCCCACCAGUAGCAUGCAGAGCAUGUCCGGCGUGCUAUCGCUCCAGCCAGCGCCACUCACAAGUGCCACGCUCUCCCGCGCUGUCGAAGAGGAUCUGGAAUCGCAAGCGCGGGCAUCACUCAGUCUCUUCGGAUUUGGAUUACGGGACUCGGUGAACUGGAGCCCCGUAAGUGCCAGCGCCGGUGCAGCAGCUUCGGCCGCAUCGUCCACCGAGACGCCAGGGACAGGGGGCGCGAUUAAAGUCCGAGUUAUGGAGCGCGUAUGCCCCAUCGGCACGAACGCGCUAUUGUGGAGUAUCAUGAACUCACUUGCCAAUGGAGGUGAAGGAGGCGACGAUUUGGCGACGGGUAGCGCAGACUUAGCGGCAUCACAUGUCAAUGGAGGUACUGGUGUCAAUGGAAGUGGCGCACUGGAAAGCGAUGCGUCGGACUGGGAUGCUGCCUCUAGUGCCGCGGGGCUUGACAAUGGAUUUGCAUCGAAAGUGCUGCAACAAUACCUUGUAAAAUGCGUCGCACUUUUGCCGUCGUCGAUAGAGGAAGCGGUAGAUUUCCUCGUACGUUCGGAUAGAGACGAUAUGGAGCCGCCCAUGAAGCACCUUGUAGGAGUUCGCACGAGCUCGUCGGCUUUCGUUUACCGCCGAAAGAAGAAGCCGCUUCGACGCAGCAAUAAUAACAACAGCAACGGUAGAAGCAACAACGGUGGCGACGGCGUGUCGCAGCGAAUGGCAUCGCAGACAUGCAUACAAGAUUGCGACAGCGACUCGUCAUACUCGGAAACAGAUGCGGACCUGGACGACGAUUUGCAGCCAAUCACCCGUAUAUCCAGUCGAAAUUUUACCUCUGGACGUGCCCGAGGCACUCAAAAUGGUGACUCACUAGAGGAUGAUCGACCAGUCACACCAGCGAACUCGGGACCAUAUCUGUCUCCUUCUUACAUGGACGAUUAUCGUGCUGAAAUGGCGAACUCGGGGCACCAGGGAAAUCUUAGUAUCAAGUGGGUCGUCGGCGAGAAGUCAAGUCGAAUGUUCGCGUCGCGGACAACCUACUGCCUGUUGGAUUAUGAGUGUAUUCUGGUGAACGACUGGGAUGAGAAUGCAGAUCCAUCACCAAUGUACGUGCGUACGCUGCAGUCAAGCUACAGCCCUCACUGUCAAGCAUGGUUGGACGAGGUAGGCUCCAAACCUACGGAUCUUCAGCCAACCGGCUUCAUGGUACGCCAGGCGCGUCACCGUGACGGAUACGUAGAAGUUCAGUUUGUGGCUUCCAUUUUGGAGAAAGCACAGCUACCUAUGCUGUCUCGGCGAGCGAAGCUGCGACAACUGUGCGCUAAAAUCGCGCGCCUGGAAGAGGUGCUGACCAAGCGGCGUUUGUCGCAGUCGUUGCUUGUACAUGCACCACAUUGGGUGCACAAUCGCGACCGAUUGGGAUGCCGCAUUUGCGACGCAAAGUUCGGGUUAUCACGUCGUCGUCAUCACUGUCGUCUUUGUGGUGAAAUAUGCUGCUUUGAAUGCUGUCCCAAGAUGGAUGUUGCGCUUCCCGACGUGGGUUCUACGAGUGUGCGUGUAUGUAUUGGAUGUGUACAGAAGCGCAGGAAAAGCUGCGAUUUGGCUGAGUCUGCGUCCAGCGCAUCGACGAUGGCAUCGACAUUGUCACCGACAAAUACUGCUUGCGCUGAGACUCUUCCGCCUCCGAUGUUAGGCUCGGCUGUGCCGUCACCAUCCGACCAUUGCUUAACAUUUUCAUCGAGUCACAGUGCCGCUUCAGGUAGCUUUACGAUGGCCAGCGGCUUAGGUGAGCGAAAGCAUUCAUUAGCGUCGUCUGUUUUUCUAAAAAUGAAGAGUAGUUCGUUAAGCUAA